Molecule: messenger RNA, 180 nt
Organism: Anopheles maculipalpis
Lineage: Eukaryota; Metazoa; Arthropoda; Insecta; Diptera; Culicidae
Exons: 3
Coding region: 1-180 (59 amino acids)
Source: RefSeq, a predicted model, not a curated record
AUGGCUACGCUUGAAAACGUGCAUCUAUUCGAGUUUGUUGCUCAUUCAACCGAAAACUUGAACGGAGGACGCGGCCCCAAACGGGAGAGGCGAGCAUUUGUCAACAUCCGGAAUCACGUUUUCUUCUUGGUGGUGAGCCAAUUGGUGCUGCUGUGUGUUGUCGGUUGUUGGAUGGUGUAA